Athalia rosae (coleseed sawfly) is the source of this 3688-nucleotide messenger RNA. It is a transcript of the gene yrt, whose product is annotated as band 4.1-like protein 5. Bases 166 to 2376 code for a protein of 736 amino acids. The record is from RefSeq and is a predicted model, not a curated record. Lineage: Eukaryota; Metazoa; Arthropoda; Insecta; Hymenoptera; Athaliidae. Gene Ontology annotation, cellular component: cytoskeleton. Gene Ontology annotation, molecular function: cytoskeletal protein binding. The transcript has 7 exons.
UGCCGUUGUCAACACAGGCGAAGGGGUGUGUUUGAGUUUGUGCCUGUCGGAACCAUCACGCUGACUGACCUGGCGAAACUUUAAUCAGGCAAAAAAUAGCAGUUAAACUUCAGUGAUGAUAAUACGAUUUAAUAAUUGAUUGGAGUGCCUCGGAAAUUGGUGAAAAUGCUUAGAUUCCUUUCGCGCCGUAGGGGACGCAGUACCACUGCUCAGGGCGGUUCGUCCCAUAUUAAAAAUCAGAGAUUAUUGGGAAACAAAAACGUUGUUCAAUGCAGGGUAAUCCUGUUGGACGGGACAGACUUGCCCAUAGAAUUAUCGAAAAAAGCACUGGCCAGCGAUCUCUACGAACAAGUUUUCUACAGUCUGGAUUUGAUCGAGAAGGAUUAUUUUGGGCUACAGUAUACAGACAGCAACAAUGUGCAGCAUUGGUUAGAUCCGACCAAACCAAUUAAGAAACAAGUUAAAAUCGGACCACCAUAUACCUUACGAUUGAAAGUGAAAUUCUACUCUUCGGAGCCAAAUACUCUGAGGGAGGAACUGACGAGAUACCAAUUCUUUCUCCAAUUGAAGCAUGAUCUCCUCGAUGGAAGACUACACUGUCCUCAUCCAGUUGCCGUGCAAAUGGCAGCACUUGCUUUGCAAUCUGAAUUGGGCGACUACGAUCCUUCGAUACACAGCGCAGCGACGGUAUCAGAAUUUCGCUUUGUGAACGAUCAAACAGAGCAGAUGGAGUUGGAAAUUCUUGAAGAAUAUGCAAAGUGUUCCGGUCUAAGCCCAGCACAGGCAGAAUCAGCGUAUCUUGGAAAAGCUAAGUGGCUAGACAUGUACGGAGUAGACAUGCAUACGGUACUUGGCAAGGAUGCGUGUGAAUAUUCUCUCGGUUUAACACCAACUGGAAUUUUGGUAUUUGAGGGUUCACAAAAAAUCGGGUUAUUCUUUUGGCCGAAAAUCGGGCGCUUGGAUUUUAAGAAAAAAAAACUGACACUGGUUGUCGUGGAAGAGGAUGAUCAGGGCCAAGGAGAGCAAGAGCACACUUUUGUUUUCCGACUAGCCAAUGAAAAAGCCUGCAAACAUUUGUGGAAGUGCGCAGUUGAACAUCAUGCCUUCUUUCGACUACGUGCGCCGGUCAAGGGAGCUGGUGCUCGCCAAAACUUCUUCCGAAUGGGUUCCAGAUUUCGAUAUAGCGGGAAGACUGAAUUUCAAACUACUCAGCUAAACAGAGCUCGACGUACCGUUCAAUUCGAACGGCGUCCCAGUCAGAGAUAUGCAAGACGUCAAAGCCACGUCCUUCGAGAACGCCAGCAUCAGGUCGAACAGCCGGCCGUUCAGCCACAGAUUCAACCACAAGCUCCAACUCAACCACCAGUUGCUGUAGAAAUCGAUGCACUGCGUCGUGAGCCGAGCAGGUGCAGCUCUAAUUCAACAAGCUCGAGCAUCCAAGGAGCCUCUUCUCCAUUGGUAGAUUCCUUGCUGAAGUCAUUAGCCAAGGAUCAGCAUCCACCUGAACCAAGAAAUCAGACCACCGCAGUGGGUACCGAUAAAGAAGCUGAGCCAGUUAAGCCAAGUUUAACUGCCGAGAGUAUGACUAGUCAGCAAUCGCAAUUGGUACCCAAUAAUCAGGUCGGUGGCGGCUCUACGCUGCCCCCUCGCACUCCUAUACCUCCUGAAUCAUUAAAAUGUAACAUUCUGAAGGCAAAAUCACUGGAACAGGGUAAAAACUCAAACCUGAUAUCAGUCAGUGCCGUUGAGCUGCCGUCUCUUCCUGCAGACAAGAAUCGGCACACCGACGCUGCUACAAUUGUAUCUGUGGGCGGAGAUAAAUUGACCCUCUCCGUGACCGGAGCUGCCGCUACCCCAUCGGCUGAUGAUUCGGUGACAGUCACCCAUUUUUCACUGGACAGUUGGGGACAGAUUGAACAGAAGACUACGCCGCUGACUCCAAAAGUAUCUAAUCAGUCCCAAAAUCCGUUCAAUCCGUUUACAACGACCGAAAAUAACGACCUUGCACAAACUUCGGAGGAAAAGGAUAAGCCUGUUGUUCGGAUCAGCGAAGAAGACGAGAAUAAAAAUACCAAUCCUUUCAUUGACUGCAACCCGUUCUUGGGUAUGCUCAAUCCAUUUAAGGAGGAACAAUCUCUAAUUUUGGAGAAGAGAGACGAAGGAGAAAGAGAAGUCGAGCGUGGCGGAGCCAGGAUAGUUAAAACAGAAGAGAUUCAAACUACAACAACCACCGUUGCUCACAAGGAAGACGGACAAGAGGCUUCGGAUAUCAGUCCGUGGCUUGUGGCCGAUCCUACUCAGGAGACUUCAUCAAUUCAAAGUCCUGCUCGCCACACCGUUAUCACCAGAAAAACAGUCAUAACUACGCAGCUUUGAAUCCUGCCAGAUUUUGGUUCAGUAUUGUUAAUUAUUAUUAGUGCAACAGUAUCGUUCCUUUCAGGUACAUAAUUAUCUAUAAUAAUAUCCAUAAACACUCCGCAAAUGCCUUAUAAACAUCGAGGAAGAUUUCCACUCAACGAGGAAUUAUAUUUAACAAAAGAAAAAAGAACAAGAUUAAGCUUGAAUUAGUGAAUACCUGAAACGUCAGGUAAAACGGUUGAGACGGACGUUUAUUCAAAAUUAUUAUUUAUUUGUAAAUAAGAUAAAAAAUUUUGAUCUUCCUCAAUCCGUAUAAACCAUACAUCACGUUUUUCCAAUAUUUCCAACCAUAUAUCCAUUGCAAAGUAUUAAAUGGUGAAUAAUUAACGAAGGCAGCUAAAAUGAGUAUUGAAAAGAAAAACCAAUACUCAUACUCUUAUUGGGGUGGACUGAGGAAAGAAUCUCUUAAACGAUAUAGUAUCUAAUCGGUAAACGUAAUAUUGGGACCAUAACGUUUAUAACAUUUAUAUAUAUACUUAAAAAAAAACAUGUUGCAGUACUAUUAAAAUAUGCAAACAUAAAAACGUAUACAUGACUACCUUAAACUUUGGCACGCCAAAUGUGCUGAAUAACUAACUUAGGGUACAAUUAUAUACGUGUUUAGUCAAGACAGCUCGUGAAGAGAUUGUGCAGCAAUAUUAACACUACAUCGAUUAAUCUUUUCCCUAAACGAUUUCAAUGAAAUGGUCCUGAGAAUUUAUACCGAUGCUCAUUGCGAUGCCCUUGGUAAUUGAAAUUGAUAGUUUGCAGUAUUCGUAGUCCACCAACGUGUUCAAUUGAUGCAAACGACUGAUGUCUGAAGAAUUUUUCUUGUCUACUUUUUUUUACACACACUGUACGAGCUCUCUUCCACGAGCAAUUUAUACGUGAAUAUUUUUAACGGAAUAUAUACAUUUAUUGUGUGUAUUAAUAUUAUCAGAUAUUCUUAAAAAUGUAUUAACGGUAUGCAUUCCAGUAUACAUAGAAGUUGAUAACGUGGCCUUAAUAUGUCAUAAUUCUUGUCGUAAAAAUUGCCUUAUUAGGUAUUUACAUAUUAUAAUUAUGAAAUAUACACAAAAAAUAAAAAGAAAACGAAAAUAAAAAAAAAUUAUAUAUGUACCUAGACUCUUCCUAAAAAGAGAUAAAUAGCAAUAUAUUAAUAUACAUAUACAUAAAUAUUAUUAUAUUAAUUUUUAAUUUAGAUGUAAUAAUAGAAUUUUAUAAUGUUAUGCGUGAAUUCCCUGAUCUAUUCCGUCCCAUAAAUAAAGUAUAAAAUAAUAAAAUUAAAAAA